Molecule: messenger RNA, 746 nt
Organism: Cyprinodon tularosa
Lineage: Eukaryota; Metazoa; Chordata; Actinopteri; Cyprinodontiformes; Cyprinodontidae
Exons: 3
Coding region: 53-682 (209 amino acids)
Source: RefSeq, a predicted model, not a curated record
AAGCAUCAAGUGGCUUAGAAAGGAGUGGCCAUUUUGUUUUGAUGAACUUGGCAUGUCAGUUCAUUUCAAGGAACUGACUGGGAUUGACCUCAAAGAGACAUUCACACGAAAUUUGGAUUUGAAAGGGCAAAGGCUUCUGAACUAUAUGACCACGGUUUGUGUCAACAAGAGCAAGAAGUUCCUUCAGACUUACACAAGACUUCAGAGGAUGCGGGGACCGCAGAGUGGCUGCUCGGAUGACCUGAAAGAGAUGAUCCUGCUUCUGUUCAGCUACUUUGAUGAGAAGGAGGAGUCCAUGUUCUUCUGUGUGGAGGAUACAUGUCUGGCAGAGGAGGUGCAACUGGAGCAAGUGCCUCUGACACCCACCAUUAUUGUCUGUGGACAGUCCUGCUUUUCAUCAAGAAGAUACAUGCUGAGUCUGGACCGGAACCUCAUCAACACAAACAUCUCAUCCUUCAUCUCUGCAUUGUGCCUCAUGUUUGGGAGCUACUACUGUUUUAACAUCCACUACCCAUCUGAGCUGGCUUCCACCCUUGAGUUUCUUCAAAGGUGUUUCUUCUCGAUAAACCCGGAAAAAGGAACCAAAGUGGAGAACAAAAACUCAAAGCGCCAUCUCAGCGUGAACCCCCGAGUCCUUACCUUGAUACAGGAACUCGCCGAUCACGAGUGGUGUGAAACCUAAACAUGGACAUAUUCAGGCCAGGGACUGUUUGUAUGAAAAGAGGUACUGUAUAUUUCCACACUGU